CGCCGGCCCCCCGAGCCCGGGGCGCGCGCUCCAGCCCGGGGGUCCCCGCGGCGCCGCGGCCGGAGGCUCCGGGGCAGCGCAGCAAUGGCCGUGCGCAGGCUGGGGGCCGCGCUGCUGCUGCUGCCGCUGCUAGCCGCCGUGGAAGAAACCCUGAUGGACUCUACUACAGCGACGGCUGAGCUGGGCUGGAUGGUUCAUCCCCCAUCAGGGUGGGAAGAGGUGAGCGGCUACGAUGAGAACAUGAACACUAUCCGUACAUACCAGGUGUGCAAUGUCUUUGAGACAAGCCAGAACAACUGGCUGCGGACCAAAUUCAUCCGGCGCCGCGGCGCCCACCGCAUCCACGUGGAGAUGAAGUUCUCGGUGCGUGACUGUAGCAGCAUUCCCAGCGUGCCCGGCUCCUGCAAGGAGACCUUCAACCUCUACUACUAUGAGGCUGAUUUUGACUUAGCCACCAAGACCUUUCCCAAUUGGAUGGAGAAUCCGUGGGUGAAGGUGGACACCAUCGCGGCUGAUGAGAGCUUCUCCCAGGUGGACCUGGGUGGCCGCGUCAUGAAAAUCAACACUGAGGUGCGAAGCUUCGGUCCCGUGUCCCGCAACGGAUUCUACCUGGCCUUCCAGGACUACGGCGGCUGUAUGUCCCUCAUUGCUGUGCGGGUCUUCUACCGGAAGUGUCCCCGAGUCAUCCAGAAUGGUGCCAUCUUUCAGGAGACACUGUCGGGGGCUGAGAGCACCUCACUGGUGGCUGCUCGGGGCAGCUGCAUUGCCAAUGCUGAAGAAGUGGAUGUGCCCAUCAAACUCUACUGUAACGGGGACGGCGAGUGGCUGGUGCCCAUCGGUCGCUGCAUGUGCAAGGCGGGCUUCGAGGCUGUGGAGAAUGGAACGGUCUGCCGAGGCUGUCCAUCAGGAACCUUCAAGGCCAACCAAGGGGACGAAGCCUGCACCCACUGUCCCAUCAACAGCCGCACCACCUCCGAGGGUGCCACCAACUGCGUAUGCCGCAAUGGCUACUACAGGGCCGACCUGGACCCUCUAGACAUGCCUUGCACAACCAUCCCCUCUGCGCCCCAAGCUGUGAUCUCCAGCGUCAAUGAGACGUCCCUCAUGCUAGAGUGGACCCCGCCCAGAGACUCGGGGGGUCGGGAGGACCUUGUUUACAACAUCAUCUGCAAGAGCUGUGGCUCAGGUCGGGGUGCCUGUACACGUUGCGGGGACAAUGUGCAGUAUGCGCCCCGCCAGCUGGGCCUGACUGAGCCGCGCAUCUACAUCAGUGACCUGCUGGCACACACGCAGUACACCUUCGAGAUCCAGGCCGUGAAUGGGGUCACCGACCAGAGUCCCUUCUCACCUCAGUUCGCCUCUGUGAACAUCACCACCAACCAAGCAGCACCAUCGGCUGUAUCCAUCAUGCACCAAGUGAGCCGCACUGUGGACAGCAUCACCCUGUCGUGGUCCCAGCCAGACCAGCCCAACGGCGUAAUCCUGGACUAUGAACUGCAGUAUUAUGAGAAGGAGCUCAGUGAGUACAACGCCACAGCCAUAAAAAGCCCCACCAACACAGUCACUGUGCAGGGCCUCAAAGCCGGCGCCAUCUAUGUCUUCCAGGUGCGGGCACGCACCGUUGCAGGCUAUGGGCGCUACAGUGGCAAGAUGUACUUCCAAACCAUGACUGAAGCCGAGUACCAGACCAGCAUCAAGGAGAAGCUUCCUCUCAUCGUCGGCUCCUCGGCUGCCGGCUUAGUCUUCCUUAUCGCCGUGGUCGUCAUUGUCAUCGUAUGUAACAGACGGGGGUUUGAGCGUGCCGACUCAGAGUACACGGACAAGCUACAGCACUACACCAGCGGCCACAUGACCCCAGGCAUGAAGAUCUAUAUUGAUCCUUUCACCUAUGAAGAUCCUAAUGAGGCAGUGCGGGAGUUUGCCAAGGAAAUUGACAUCUCCUGCGUCAAGAUUGAGCAGGUGAUCGGUGCAGGGGAAUUUGGUGAGGUCUGCAGUGGCCACUUGAAGCUUCCAGGCAAGAGAGAGAUCUUUGUAGCCAUCAAGACCCUCAAGUCAGGAUACACGGAGAAACAGCGCCGGGACUUCCUGAGUGAGGCAUCCAUCAUGGGCCAGUUCGACCACCCCAAUGUCAUCCACCUGGAAGGGGUUGUCACCAAGAGCACACCUGUCAUGAUCAUCACUGAAUUCAUGGAGAAUGGAUCUCUGGACUCCUUCCUCCGGCAAAAUGAUGGGCAGUUCACAGUCAUCCAACUGGUGGGCAUGCUGCGGGGCAUCGCAGCUGGCAUGAAGUACCUGGCGGACAUGAACUAUGUGCACCGCGACCUUGCCGCACGCAACAUCCUGGUCAACAGCAACCUGGUAUGCAAGGUGUCUGACUUUGGGCUCUCACGCUUCCUGGAGGAUGACACGUCUGAUCCCACCUAUACCAGCGCUCUGGGUGGGAAGAUACCCAUCCGUUGGACGGCACCAGAAGCCAUCCAGUACCGGAAAUUCACCUCGGCCAGCGAUGUGUGGAGCUAUGGCAUCGUCAUGUGGGAAGUGAUGUCCUACGGGGAACGACCCUACUGGGACAUGACCAACCAAGACGUAAUCAACGCCAUCGAGCAGGACUACCGGCUUCCUCCGCCCAUGGACUGUCCUAGCGCCCUGCACCAGCUCAUGCUGGACUGCUGGCAGAAGGACCGCAACCACCGGCCCAAGUUCGGCCAGAUUGUCAACACGCUGGACAAGAUGAUCCGAAACCCAAACAGCCUCAAAGCCAUGGCGCCCCUGUCCUCCGGCAUCAACCUGCCACUGCUGGACCGCACGAUACCGGACUACACCAGCUUUAACACGGUGGACGAGUGGCUGGAGGCCAUCAAGAUGGGCCAGUACAAGGAGAGCUUUGCCAACGCCGGCUUCACCUCUUUCGAUGUCGUAUCUCAGAUGAUGAUGGAGGACAUUCUCCGGGUUGGGGUCACUCUAGCUGGCCACCAGAAAAAAAUCCUGAACAGUAUCCAGGUGAUGCGGGCCCAGAUGAACCAGAUCCAGUCUGUAGAGGUUUGACGUCCGCCCGCCUCGGCUCUCCUCUUCCUCCACGCCGCCCCCGAAGCCCCUGACGUCGGUCCCCCUGCUGCUCUGUCCACUGCAAGGUCAGCCACCUGCCAGGAGGCCACUGGCGACAGGAAGAGCCAAGCAGCACUCCAGCCAAGCCGUCACCAAGAACCCAUGCAAGUCAAAGGAAGGAAAAGGGAAUGGGGGGGACACGCAUCUAGAUCUGGGAGGGGGCGGGACAGGCAAGAAACGUUUGUUCCGAGAGUAUUCUCAUAAGGAGAGUGAUGGUUCUUAGAGGAGAAAAGAAAAAGGCUUGGGAGAUCCACAUGAUCCGUCCCGGUGGAGGCCAACUCCAGCGUUUCCUCUCCAACUCCUUCUGGGAAGGUUGACCUGGGCCAGAGCCAAGAAACACUUCCAGAGACAUUGGCAUGAAGGGACGAGGUGGGCCACCCUCCUUGCCUGGCCUUAGCUGUUUCUUGGAGUUUCACUGCUGACCCAGCCCCAGGCACAAGGGGUAGGGAGACGGGCAGUCGUUGCCCCAAACAGGCUCCGGGGAAGUCCAUUCCAGCUGCCACUGGCAGACAGGAGAAUAGUUCUGUCUUGGGAGACGGUUUCCAAAACUCCGAGAGACUUUCUGCUAAUGGUUCCGGAGGCAGAAGAGGAGCUCCGGGAGGGCCUCCCGGGUCACACCCAACAGGCUAGAUCUUCCUGAGGACAGCCGCCCAGGUCUGCAGCCCCACAAGGCCCCGCCCUGCACAGGUGCCAGCUCCUGCUCAGCCUCAGUCCGAGGACGACGAUGAGGAUGCUAGUGACUGUCGUCCGUCCGCCGCGACUGCCACCGAGCAGCACGCGCUGGCAUCUGGGUUUGUUUACAGCAAUUCCAUGGACUGAGGGUAUUUUGAUCAGGGGUGGUUUUGGUCUGGGGGUGGGUUUGUUUGUUGGGUUUUUUAAAAAAAAAAAUGACAAUGAAGAGACAUUUUGACAUUUCCUACCUUUUGAGGACUUGAUCCUUCUCCAGGAAGAAGGUGCUUUCUGCUUACUGACUUAGGCAAUACACCAAGGGCGAGAUUUUAUAUGCACAUUUCUGGAUUUUUUAUAUGUUUUUCAUUGACACCCUUCUCUCCUCCCACCUGCUGCCAGGCCUCACCAAAGCCAACUGUCACAGGGCCACCUGGGCCAUUCAGAGACCUCAGUGGGACUGGGGGAGCAGAGGGAGCUGCGUUGACGUCCCACACUGGACCACAGACUGCGGCAGCCAAGGGUUCCAAGGCCGCAAGUGCUCCCCUCCUCCCUGCACAUGUUCACGCUCUCUGCCCUGCUCUCUCUGGUACUUCCCAGGCACAGAGGCCCCCUCAGGUUCCAGGGUGCUCUCCGAUGGCCAAAACCCAAUUUCACCUCCAGGAGCCUGGACCAGGCUACCCGGGAGGAAGUCAGGACCCUGAUCAUUCACUGUGACACCCCAGCCCUCCUAGGGUACCCCGGGAGACCACGUGACUCUCUCUCUCCCACUCCUUCUUUCCCCCAUGAGGCCCUCUGCCCAGGUCUGAAGGUCUUGGCCAGAGGAACAUCAUCAGUCAAGGGGUCUGGCCGCAGACUCUCCUGUGAGCAAAUGCAGGGAACCCAAGGAGAACAAUCGGUUAGUGGAUCGAAUGGAAAUAAACGCUUUAGUU
This is a messenger RNA of Apodemus sylvaticus (European woodmouse), 4703 nucleotides long. RefSeq names its product EPH receptor B2 (gene Ephb2). Lineage: Eukaryota; Metazoa; Chordata; Mammalia; Rodentia; Muridae. The record is from RefSeq and is a predicted model, not a curated record. The coding region runs from base 85 to 3045 and encodes 986 amino acids. Gene Ontology annotation, biological process: angiogenesis; central nervous system projection neuron axonogenesis; protein phosphorylation. Gene Ontology annotation, cellular component: plasma membrane; neuron projection. Gene Ontology annotation, molecular function: ATP binding; transmembrane-ephrin receptor activity; protein binding. The transcript has 16 exons.